Naegleria lovaniensis is the source of this 3837-nucleotide messenger RNA. RefSeq lists its product as uncharacterized. NCBI's taxonomy places the organism in Eukaryota, Heterolobosea, Eutetramitea, Acrasida, Naegleriidae. The transcript has 2 exons. Gene Ontology annotation, molecular function: cell adhesion molecule binding; protein heterodimerization activity; protein homodimerization activity. Gene Ontology annotation, biological process: heterophilic cell-cell adhesion; neuron development. Gene Ontology annotation, cellular component: neuron projection. The record is from RefSeq and is a predicted model, not a curated record. Bases 1 to 3837 code for a protein of 1278 amino acids.
AUGUGGAUGCAAAAUAAUCACUCCUCUCGAGUAGUAGAACGAUUCGUUCCUCUCCUCUCUUCAUGUCUUGUUUUCUUUAUAUUUUCAAUUUUCGUGUCAGCUUCUCCUCAACCUGUCAAGUACAAAAUUUCCACACUUGCUGGAAUUGGCACUCCAGGAUACAGUGGUAAUUACGGCCAUGCUCUGAGUGCUCAACUCAACGAACCCUAUUCAUUGGCACUUUCCAAUGAUUCUCAAUACUUGUUUGUUGUGGAACAUGAAAAUCAUGUGUUACGAAAAAUUGAUUUAAAUUCUCAAUUCAUCAUUCCAGUGUGUAAUGAGAAUGCACAACCUGGAUACAAUGGAGGAGAGAUGGAUCCGUUACAAAAUUUACUGAAUGAACCCACUGGAAUUGCAAUUUCAAAAGUCAAUGGUGAUAUUUUCAUUUCAGAUUCAGAGAAUCAUGUCAUUAAAAGAAUUUCCAUUUUGGAUCAAUUGAUUCAUGUCGUGGCAGGAAAUACGACAGCAGGUUAUAAUGGAGAAGAAUUGAAUGCAACGAAUAGUAUGAUGAAUGAACCAGCUGGAUUGUAUGUCAAUUCGAAUGGUGAAAUUUUGGUUGUGGAUUCUGAGAAUCAUAUUUUGAGAGUGUUGAAAUUUAAUGAAAGUUAUUAUACGAUGGAGCUAGUGGCUGGAGUGCCUAAUGAGGCAGGAUUUAAUGGAGAUGGACUUGUGUUAAUGUCUAAAUUGAAUGAACCAAUUGGUGUGACGCAGGAUGGUAAUGGAAAUGUUUACAUUUCAGAUACUGAAAAUCACAUGAUUAGAAAAAUUUCAGGAAACACCCUGAUGACCAUUGCAGGAACAGGUGUUGCCGGUUUUUCAAAUGACACUUGUCAAAAUGCCACUCUGGAUUGUCCUCUCAAUGAACCCACUUCUCUCGUCUUCUCUCCAUUAAACGGUGAUUUAAUCUUUGUGGAUAAAAAAAACAACAAAGUUCGAAAGCUUUCUCCAGAAGGUUCUCUCGUAACCAUUGCAGGAGAUGGCAUUGCUUCCUUUUCUGGAGAAAAUGACACAGACAGUUUAUUGGCCUCCCUUAACGAACCUAACGGAGUUGCCAUUGAUGAAAAUGGAACCAUUUAUAUUGCAGAUACCAUGAAUCAUCGAGUAAGAAAGUUAUCUCCAUACUGUGAAAAUGGUUAUAUGUUGCGUGAAAAUCAAACGGCAUGUGACAUGACUUGUUUUGGAAUUUUGGAAAAUUCUUCACAAGUUUGCCAAUCACGUGGUUGGUGCGUUUCCGUCAAUCUUUGUGAAUGUUUUAAUACUUCUCAAUAUGGAGGUGAGAAUUGUCAAUUCACAAAAUGUAAUGGAAUUUUAUCCAAUGAAACACAACAAGUGUGUCAUGGACAUGGAGAUUGUAUUUCUCCUGACAAUUGUCAAUGUCAUGAAGGAUAUUUUGGAGCAUUUUGUGAAAUUACCCAAUGUCAUGGAAUUCUCUCUAAUGAUUCGAAUGUUUGUAAUGGAAAAGGAAAUUGUGUGGAUUUGAAUGUGUGCCAUUGUACGGAUUCUAAAUUUGGAGGUGCCAAUUGUGACAUUGCCAUUUGUCAUGGAAUUUUGGCAAAUGACAGCUCUGUGUGCAGUUCUCAUGGGGCAUGCUUGAACGGAACCUGUGAAUGUUCGGGAGGUUGGUUUGGAGAAUUGUGUGAAAUUCCAUCUUGCAAUGGAACACUAGCCAAUGAAACGGUUGUUUGUUCUGGACAUGGUACCUGUCAAGACAUCAAUCAAUGCAUCUGUCAUGAAAAUUACAAUGGUGAAAACUGUCAAUAUCCUUACUGCAAUGGAAUUCUCUCAAAUGCAACUUCUUCUGUAUGCUCUUCUCAUGGUCAAUGCAUUUCUCCAAACGAAUGUUCUUGUUUCGAAUAUUGGUAUGGACCUUACUGUAAUGUCACUUCCUGUUUUGGAGAAUUUUCAAAUUCCUCACAUGUCUGUAAUGAUGGAAAAGGCACUUGCGUCGAUUUCAACACUUGUGAAUGUCAACAAAAUUCCACGCCUUACUUUGGAGAUCAAUGUCAAUUUACAACAUGUUUUGGAAUAUUCUCCAAUGACACUUCCAAUGUUUGCAACAAUCAUGGAAAUUGCACUUCUUUCAAUGUUUGUGAAUGUUUUGAGGGAUAUAUUGGAGAAAAUUGUUCCAUUCCAACAUGUUUUGGAAUUCCAGCCAAUGAAACGAAAUAUGUUUGUGAUCGAAUUGGAUAUUGUGUUGAGAAGGAUCAUUGUGUGAAUUAUACGUGUAAUGGAACAUUGAGUAGUGACCCAUUGUCAUGCUCUUCACAUGGACUCUGUAUUGGAAAUGAUCAUUGUGAAUGUCAAGAAUUUUAUUUUGGUUCGAAUUGUGAAUUCUCAAGUCAAAUUCCAACAUGUUAUGGAAUUCUUGCCAAUGAUUCACGAGUGUGUAAUGACAGAAAUGGAAGUUGUGUCUCGCUCGAUCGAUGUGAAUGUCAUUUGGGAUAUUCUGGCAAGGAAUGUGAAAUUCCAAUUUGUUAUCAAAAACUAUCGAAUGAUUCCAAUGUUUGUUCAAAUCAUGGAAAUUGCAUUUCACCAAAUCAAUGUCAAUGUCAAGAAGGUUAUUUAGGAUUACAAUGUGAAAUUCCAGUCUGUUAUGGUAUUGCUGCCAAUGAUUCUGCAGUGUGUAAUUUUGGAAAAGGACAAUGUGUCAGUUACAAUAAUUGUUCUUGUUUCAAUUCUCAAGAAUGGACAGGUCAAGAUUGUUCUGUUCCAGUGUGUUAUGGAAAAACUUUGAGUCAAGCAUGUUCUGGAAGAGGAAAUUGUUUACAUAAUCAUACAUGUUCAUGUCCUUCGAAGUAUGAAGGUACUGAGUGUGAAUUCCACAAAUGUUUCAAUGUGUUGAAUACUUCAAGUUCUGUGUGUUCCGGAAAAGGAAAAUGUGUGAACGAUGACACUUGUCAAUGCUAUGAAAAUGAAAAAUAUUUUGGACAGAAUUGUGAAUUUACUUCAUGCUAUGGAGUCGCCUCAUCCAAUGCAUCCCUCGUGUGUAAUUAUGGAAAUGGUACUUGUGUGGAUUUCAAUUCUUGUCAAUGUAACGAAAAUUCAUUAUAUGGAGGACCUCAAUGCUCAGAUCCAAAAUGUUUUGGAAUUUUAUCGACUCAAUAUUCAAAAGUCUGCCAUGGUAAUGGAAAUUGUACCAAUGUCGAUAAGUGCUCAUGUUUUUCAGGAUUUUUAGGAGAUGAGUGUGAUUUGUUAACACUCUCAAAAAUUUCAUUACAAUUUAACGCUACCAAAGGACUCUAUUCACAAACGUUAAUUCAAUUAACCAUUAACGAUGAAUUAUUGAAUUUAUAUUAUUCCAAUAGAAGUAUUCUUGGAAAAUUCACUUUUGAACUGAGUGUGGGAGAUGCUGGACGCUACGUUCUUCUUUCUACUAACACGACUUUUAAGGAAAUUCCGCUCUCCAAUUCCAAGUUGGAAUUCUUCAUUCCAUCUUCACUGUAUUCCAACCUCAACGAUCACACCAACAACAACACCAUCCUUACAGCCUCUGUUGAAUUAUUCGACUCUAGAACCAUGACCAAAAUUUCCAACAAGGUCUCUUCUUCCAAUUCCUUUAUUUAUGAAAAUCCAAAUAUUGACAAACAAGUUUCUAACCAAGAAAACAAUAAUGGAGUUUCUGGUGGAGUCAUUGCAUUGGCUGUGGUCAUUCCAAUUGCUUCUCUGGCAGGAAUUGCUGUCAUUGUAGGAACUAUUGCAGGAGCUGUGAUGUAUUACAAGAAAAAGAUGGCCGCUACCAAUGCGAUGGGAUUGAUGAAGGCCCAAAAUGAAGACUUUGAAUUGGCACAGGGAUUUUAA